AUGAACCCAUUACGCUUGUAUUACACUAAUUUGGAGCUGGUAGAAAAUCAGAGCAAAAAUACUGGGCAUGAUGUGUACCACUACCCCUUUGUCGUGAACGAAGGUUUAAACUCGAGUAGUAUAUCCAACGAAUAUGGUAAUCAAAUAAUGGACUCGUUUUGGAAUACAAGUCCGGACUCAUAUUGUACGUACGACGAAGGGGAUAGCAGGGCAAUUUUUGAAAGCGGUUUAUCUACUCCUCCGACGAAGCAACGUUUUCAUGAUGAUGUCAAUACCUCUGAUACUAAUACGCCUGCAGGUUCGUCCGCCUCGUACGCUCAUGAGCCUUUUGACUUUAAAAGCAUUAAGCUGCGGUAA
Messenger RNA from Saccharomyces kudriavzevii IFO 1802, 357 nucleotides. RefSeq lists its product as uncharacterized. Lineage: Eukaryota; Fungi; Ascomycota; Saccharomycetes; Saccharomycetales; Saccharomycetaceae. The transcript has a single exon. The record is from RefSeq and is a predicted model, not a curated record. The coding region runs from base 1 to 357 and encodes 118 amino acids.